UCAGGACUUAUUUCAGCCAUACGAGUGAGGUGGCUUGGAACAUUCUGUGCUGUAGAAAACAAUGGCUUCUUUCUCUAUGGAAGAUUUUGUUGGAAAUGGAGCUCUCAAGGGACUGCUUCCAAAGCUACUAGAGGAAGGUUGGGAUGAUGUACCAACCUUGAAGAUUAUGAACUCAGAAGAUAUGGAUGCAAUAAAUAUGUCACAACAACAUAAGGAUGCACUGGAAAUCAGAUCAUACCUCCAUGAUCGCGUCUUGAUGCAAUAUGGGGAUGUGUUUGAGACCUCUGGAAAAUCUUUGCCUGAGCUUCUUAUCCUAAGUUCAGGGGAUCUGUCUUCCCAAUUUGGUAUGAAAAGAGGUCAUAUAGCUCGAUUCAUGGACAGAACAAGUGCAUGCACAGAUCCAUUGCCCAAAUCACAAGUUCUCUCUGCAAGGAGAACCAUUAGCACCACAUCUAGAAACAAUACCAUUUACAAGAGUUAUGCAUCUGUCAGCUCUAAAAAGAUGCAAGGUAUAACAAGAUCCCCGACAGGAACUGGUGCGAAUUCUGGUAAGGCACUUGAACAAUCAGCAUCUGAUUUUAAGAUCAAAGAUGGAUACAUCUUUAAAGGAAUUGUUGCUGCGGGACCUGCUGAGCCUCGAGCAUGUGGUUGUGUACAACCUCCUCCUAUAUCUGACCAAGCUGCUCCUUACUCUGCCAUCGAGAACAUCUCAAUUGAAAAACUAACCCCCGAAUACAAGAUUGGCAUGGAACGUUUGGUGAAAACAAAGACACCUCCAAUGAAGGCUCUAGUGCUGUGGCGUGAAAAACCAACUGUUCUCCUCUGCAUCCGACGUCCUGGGUGCAUCAUGUGCAGAGCUGAAGCUCACCAGCUGUAUGCCAAAAAACCUCUAUUCGAUGCCUUAGGAUUUCAACUAGUCGCAGUUCUUCACGAGUACAUAGAAUCGGAGGUAAAAGACUUCUGGCCACGAUAUUGGGGUGGUGUUAUAGCGUAUGACCAGGGGAGGGAAUUCUUUAAAGCCCUUGGGGGUGGAAAGCUACUCAAGGACAAGUUCCUAUCAGGUUUUGUUUUUAACCCCCGAGCUAUUGUAAACUACAAGCGCGCAAAAGCCAUGGGAGUAGAGCAAAACUUCAAAGGAGAAGGUGAAAUUAAGGGGGGACUCUUUAUAGUUGGCAGAGGAAGGAGCGGCAUUGCUUAUCAGUUUAUUGAGAGAAAUUUUGGUGAUUGGGCACCUGUAGCUGAAGUAAUUGAGAUCUGUACCCAACUGCAGAACCAACAGCAAGGUCAAUCAGAGUCAAUCAAAUCAACAGCAGAAUAUGAAUGAAGUUUGUUGUGUUAUCCAUAUCUUCUCCAGAUUUGUGUUUAAUAUAUUCUAUAUCUUGUAAUUUCAGCACAGUGAACACUCCCUUUU
Messenger RNA from Pistacia vera, 1411 nucleotides. RefSeq lists its product as uncharacterized. Lineage: Eukaryota; Viridiplantae; Streptophyta; Magnoliopsida; Sapindales; Anacardiaceae. Gene Ontology annotation, molecular function: antioxidant activity. Bases 62 to 1324 code for a protein of 420 amino acids. The record is from RefSeq and is a predicted model, not a curated record. The transcript is spliced from 5 exons.